AUGUCUGACCGCCAUACCAAACGCCCACAUGGCGCAAGCAGCUCUAGCAAGAGCUCCCGCCGCACAACGCAUGUGAGUAGUGGCUUCAUAUUCGUAAACCACCCUUCUUAUAAUUUGCCCUCAUUAUCAAGUUCUCCGUAAUAUCAUCUCGUUGGGCUUGAUAUCUGGAAGCAAGAGUGUUGUUUCUAGCCAUCUCCCACAUCAAGAUAUGUAAUUCAGUCCAAAACACGCGAGACUAACACAUUUUCAGCGAGAUGUCCCAGCACUCAUUGAAUCCCUCAAUACUCACCGGGUCAACACACUUACAGAGCUUCGCCGCAUCGAGCGGGUUGCUGCUGAAUCAUCCGACGCCGAUGCUUUCGCCUUCCAGACCCCGAUGACUUCCGCGUGGACUUACUACGUGACGUCGAAUAACUUGUUAAGCGAGCUUCGCAAUCUUACUCGAAACUAUCCUUUCAGCAGUGAUAUGUUAGAUGCUGCUAAGUGGAGAGUUAGUAAUGAUCCAGACAGUAACCGUAGCUGGAAUUAUGCCUGGCUUGUACUGGUGAAAACAAAGGACGAGUAAGUCUUCUGCCCCUUGAUCCAGUACCUGCUCCGAACUAGCAAAACUGAGCUUGAAACUUAGCGAAAUGAUUGAUACCUACGCCUCCGCCCAAGCCAACAAGCCUGAAAUGUGGGGUGGUCGGGUUCCUGAGCCGGACGAAGCUCAACAGUUGGCUGCUUGCUUCGCAUACGAGUGGAAAAUGGCACUCGAUCAGAUGCUACGACACUGGGAGACCCCUCCAACUACCACUGGCUACUAA
Molecule: messenger RNA, 803 nt
Organism: Hymenoscyphus albidus
Lineage: Eukaryota; Fungi; Ascomycota; Leotiomycetes; Helotiales; Helotiaceae
Source: the annotation of a GenBank genome assembly